Molecule: messenger RNA, 1367 nt
Organism: Quercus robur (English oak)
Lineage: Eukaryota; Viridiplantae; Streptophyta; Magnoliopsida; Fagales; Fagaceae
Product: UDP-galactose/UDP-glucose transporter 3
Exons: 7
Coding region: 175-1173 (332 amino acids)
Biological process (GO): UDP-galactose transmembrane transport
Cellular component (GO): Golgi membrane; endoplasmic reticulum membrane
Molecular function (GO): UDP-glucose transmembrane transporter activity; UDP-galactose transmembrane transporter activity
Source: RefSeq, a predicted model, not a curated record
CCAAUUCUUUCUCCACAUAUACUUCGCAUCAAAAUUUGUUCCCUCUCACACUCUUUACUUCGCUUCCAAUCCUCGCUUUUCUCGAUCUUCUAAAUUCUCAUUCUUGAAAAUUAUUUGUAAAUUCAAAAAAAAAAAAAAAAAUCCGCCGGAUCUAAUUGGUCUCCGGCGACAUUAAUGGAAGUUCACGGCGACGGACUCCGCCGUGUCUUGGUUUUGGCCUUCUGCGUCGCCGGAAUUUGGUCCGCUUAUAUCUACCAAGGUUUUCUUCAAGAAACUCUGUCGACCAAGAGAUUUGGUCCAGAUGAGAAGAGGUUCGAACACCUUUCGUUCCUUAACUUGGCACAGAAUGUAGUGUGUUUAAUCUGGUCAUUCAUAAUGAUAAAGCUUUGGUCCAGUGGUAGUAAUGGUGGCGCUCCUUGGUGGAUGUACUGGAGUGCUGGCAUUACAAACACGAUUGGUCCAGCUAUGGGAAUCGAAGCACUAAAGUAUAUCAGCUACCCAGCCCAGGUACUGGCAAAAUCCUCAAAAAUGAUUCCAGUAAUGCUGAUGGGUGCUUUAGUUUAUGGUAUAAGAUACACUGUUCCAGAGUAUCUUUGCACUUUCCUUGUUGCUGGAGGGGUAUCUACAUUUGCCCUCUUAAAGACUAGCUCGAAGACUAUUGGCAAGCUGGCACAGCCAAAUGCACCUUUUGGAUAUUUGCUAUGUUUUCUGAACCUUACAUUUGAUGGAUUUACAAAUGCUACUCAGGAUUCAAUAACCAAAAGGUACCCGAAAACAAGUGCCUGGGAUAUUAUGCUAGGAAUGAACUUAUGGGGUACCAUUUACAACAUGAUCUACAUGUUCGGCUGGCCGCAUGCUAGCGGAUUUGAGGCAGUCCAAUUUUGCAAGCAGCAUCCAGAGGCAGCAUGGGACAUAUUUCUCUACUGCCUUUGUGGGGCAGUGGGCCAGAAUUUCAUCUUUCUAACCAUAAGUAGAUUUGGCUCCCUUGCUAAUACCACCAUCACCACGACCCGUAAGUUUGUCAGCAUCGUGGUUUCUUCACUGCUGAGUGGCAAUCCCCUGUCAACAAAGCAAUGGGGGUGUGUUGCCAUGGUCUUCUCUGGGCUGUCAUACCAAAUCUACCUCAAGUGGAGGAAGUUGCAGAGAGCCCCAAAGAAGAGAAAGCCCAUGUGAAGAGGGAGUGUGUAACAAUUUUGAACUUUUUUAACAUUCAUCCUUUUUCGUUUUCACCAUUUUAUCCCUUUUAUAUCAUUUAUAGUAACUUUAGGGCUCAGUGGAUCUAGGUUAUACCCAUGAAAAUCGUGAAUGUAAUUGUAGAUUCCUUAUUGAGAAACAUUAUUUUAAAUAGUUCUCAUGCCGUUCUAUCC